GACCAACCCGCAGAGACCUUCGGCUUCGCCGCCGACAUUUCUCAACUGCUUGACCUGAUCAUCAACACCUUCUACAGCAACAAGGAGAUUUUGUGAGUAGCCUUUCCCAGCUCUUGCCCGGAGCUGUUGCUAGCAUCGCAAGGCACAUGAUUCUGACUGUAUGCAUCCCUUUCCCUUGUCUCCUUUCCAGCCUGCGAGAACUCAUCUCCAACGCCUCCGAUGCUCUUGACAAGGUCCGCUACUCUGCUCUCACCGACCCCUCGGUGCUAGAGACCGAAAAGGACCUUUACAUCCGAAUCACCCCCGACAAGGAGAACAAGAUCCUCUCAAUCCGCGACACUGGUAUCGGUAUGACCAAGGCUGACCUGGUCAACAACAUCGGUACCAUCGCCAAGUCCGGCACCAAGGGAUUCAUGGAGGCUCUCUCUUCCGGAGCUGACAUCUCCAUGAUCGGACAGUUCGGUGUCGGUUUCUACUCUGCCUACCUCGUCGCUGACAAGGUGCAGAUCAUCACCAAGAACAACGACGACGAGCAGUACAUCUGGGAGUCGGCCGCCGGCGGUACCUUCACCAUCAGCCCCGACAACGGUCCUUCUCUCGGACGAGGAACCGAGCUGCGUCUGCACCUCAAGGAGGACCAGACCGAGUACCUCGAGGAGAAGAAGAUCAAGGACAUUGUCAAGAAGCACUCUGAGUUCAUCUCUUACCCCAUCCAGCUCGUGACCACCAAGGAGGUCGAGAAGGAAGUCGAGGAGGAGGAGGAGGCCAAGGACGACAAGAUCGAGGAGGUUGAGGACGAGGACGCUUCAAAGAAGAAGGAGAAGAAGAAGGUCAAGGAGAUGCAGACCUCCAACGAGGAGCUCAACAAGACUAAGCCUCUUUGGACUCGCGCUCCUCAGGACAUCAACAACGAGGAGUACGGUGCCUUCUACAAGUCGCUGACAAACGACUGGGAGGACCACCUAGCCGUCAAGCACUUCAGCGUUGAGGGUCAGCUCGAAUUCAAGGCUCUCCUGUUCAUUCCCAAGCGUGCCCCCUUCGAUCUCUUCGAGACCAAGAAGAAGCGCAACAACAUCAAGCUGUACGUCCGACGUGUCUUCAUCAUGGACGACUGCGAGGACAUCAUCCCCGAGUACCUCAACUUCGUCAAGGGUGUCGUCGACUCAGAGGACCUGCCCCUGAACAUCUCGCGUGAGACUCUGCAGCAGAACAAGAUUCUCAAGGUCAUCCGCAAGAACGUCGUUAAGCGAACCAUGGAGAUGAUCUCUGAGAUCGCAGAGGACAAGGAGCAGUACGUCAAGUUCUGGGAGGCCUUUGGCAAGAACAUCAAGCUCGGUGUGCACGAGGACUCGACCCACAGGAACAAGCUCGCCGAGUUCCUGCGCUUCCCCUCGACCAAGAGCGGAGAUGAGCUGACCAGCCUGAAGGACUACAUCACCAGGAUGCCCGAGGUUCAGAAGUCCAUCUACUACCUCACCGCUGAGUCGCUCGUUGCUGCCAAGACCUCUCCCUUCAUCGAGAGGCUGAAGGCGAAGGGAUACGAGGUGCUGCUGAUGUGCGAGCCCAUCGACGAGUACUGUGUCACCAACCUGAAGGAGUUCGAGGGCAAGAAGCUGGUCUCGGUGUCCAAGGAGGGACUUGAGCUCGAGGAGACCGAGGAGGAGAAGAAGGCCGCUGAGGAGCAGGCCAAGUCUCUCGAGGGUCUCUGCAGCACUGUCAAGGAGAUUCUCGGCGACAAGGUCGAGAAGGUCGUCGUCUCGAAGCGUAUCGUUGGCUCUCCCUGUGUGCUGGUCACUGGCCAAUUCGGCUGGAGUGCUCAGAUGGAGAGGGUGAUGAAGGCCCAGGCCCUGCGUGACUCUUCGAUGAGCAGCUACAUGGCCUCGAAGAAGACCAUGGAGAUCAACCCCAGCAACGCCAUUAUCAAGGAGCUCGCAGCAAAGGUCGCCCAGGAUGCCCAGGACCCUACCGUCAAGGACCUCACCAACCUUCUCUACGAGACUUCGCUGCUUACCUCUGGCUUCUCGCUGGAUGAGCCGCAGACAUUCGCUUCUAGGCUGUACAAGCUGAUCAGCCUCGGACUGAGCAUCGACGACACUUCUGAUGCUCUGGACAGCGUGGAGGACUCGACCAAGGCAGAGGAGGUCACCGGCGAGUCGGCCAUGGAGUCCAUCGACUAA
Molecule: messenger RNA, 2177 nt
Organism: Microstroma glucosiphilum
Lineage: Eukaryota; Fungi; Basidiomycota; Exobasidiomycetes; Microstromatales; Microstromataceae
Product: HSP90-domain-containing protein
Exons: 2
Coding region: 147-2177 (676 amino acids)
Biological process (GO): cellular response to heat; protein folding; protein stabilization
Cellular component (GO): protein-containing complex; perinuclear region of cytoplasm; cytosol
Molecular function (GO): ATP-dependent protein folding chaperone; ATP binding; ATP hydrolysis activity
Source: RefSeq, a predicted model, not a curated record